Caenorhabditis auriculariae is the source of this 2140-nucleotide messenger RNA. NCBI's taxonomy places the organism in Eukaryota, Metazoa, Nematoda, Chromadorea, Rhabditida, Rhabditidae. The record is from the annotation of a GenBank genome assembly.
AUGACGCUAAUGCCUACUAGUGUGAAUAAGAGCCUUCUGGUGAUUAUACUGUCCGACUUUAUCCAAAUCUUUGGAUCGUCUCGCCUUUCUUUCCAAGCGCCCGUACUCAAGAUGAACGCCGUCAUCGACACCGCCGCCAUCGUCACCAAGAUCGUCGAGAAGGCCCGCCUUCACGAACAAUGGGUCGCACGUCUUCAGAGUCUGAAGACGUGCGGCGACCGUGUUCAAGCCAAGUUCGAUAAAUUGGUCUUCUACGUAAGCUUUGAACGAAAUUUCCAGCAUGAAAGAUUAUUCCAGUUCAAUCUGACGCUCAAGAUGAGAGGAAUCUACAAUUUCACGAGUACCGACGCCCGAUGGAUGAUCGUAAGUUUUUUUUUUCUUUUUUUAUAAUUUUAUCUGAACCUUCAAGUAUCGUCUCAUAACAUUUAAUAAAGCUUCGAAAAUCUUCCUAGCUCCUAGAAAAACUUCUUAUCAGUUUUGGAAAGACCUAGUUAGGAUAAACAUUAUAUAUCCAUUCUAAAAAGCCUUCUAGGAUCAUUAAAAAAAUCCUCUUACCACAUUUUUUUAAUUCUAAAAAAAUAAUUUCAAAUUGGAGCCCUCUAAAUUCUUCAGAAGACAUCAAAAAGCUUCCAAACCCACUUGAACUCCUUGAAGACGUCGAAAUGUUUUUCAGAAACUGGCGCAGAACAUCCAGGCUGGACGACGGCCUGGUGGUUCUGGAGAAGGAAAUCGCAGACCUGACCCUCCUCCACCGAAGAACCGACCAGAAGAUCGUCAGAGAGGUCCUGAAAAAGGCUCAUAAUACGUGUUAUGAUGCCUUCGCCUCUAUGAAGCUUUAGGCCAUUUCCAGCACAAUUGCGUGAGUUUUUUUUUUUGGCUUAAAACGAAUUAUCACAUUGGACACCUGAGAAAUCAAAAGGGUACCGUCAAAGACGCUUCUCACAACAUUUUCUAACUUUUCUCGGCUCACUGACAUCAGAACCCAUAUUUCUGGGUCGGGUCUACCGAUUAGUAUAAAUAGGAGCCUUCUGGUGAUUGAGCUACCAUUAGCAAAGUUUUUGGAUCUUUUUUCACCAACUUCCACGACUUCAAGAUGAGCUUCAUUGUCGCCAAAUUCUUCGAGAAGUCUCGACUUCAGAAGGAGAAGGACCUGGCUGAGGAGCAAUGGAUCGCACGUCUCCACCUUCUGAAGACGUGCGGUGAACAGAUUUACGACGACUUUGGAAAUCUGGCUUUAUACGUAAGUUUUGAAUGAAAUUUCUAAGGUUUACUUUUUUUCAGUUCAAUCUGACCUACAAGAAGGGAGGAAUCAAUAGUUUUACAAGCACCGAUGGCCGCCUCAUAAUCGUGAGUUUUUUUCUUUUUUCUUGAAUCUAUCUAAUUCUUCAAGUACCACCUAACUCUCAAAAAAUUUAAUAAAUUUUCAAAAAUCCUGAUAGCUCCUAGAAACUUUCUUAUCGGUUUUCGAAAGAGCUAGUUAGGAUAAAAAUCAUCUUUUCCAUCUAAAAAUCUUCAAGGAUUCUUCAAGAACCUUCUUACAUUUUUAAAAAAUCAGUCCAACUGGAUUCCUCUAAAUGCUUUAAAAGACUCCUCACUACAUCUUUAGUUCUAAAAAAAAACGGUUAAUUAAAACCCUCUAAAUGCUUCAGAAGACGUUAAAAAGCUUUCAAACUCACUUUAACUUCUUCAAGACGUCGGCUUCUUUUUUAGAAGCUGGCGCAGAACAUCCUGGCUGGGCGACGACCUAUUGGUUCUGGAGAAGGAGAUCGUGGACCUCGACCUUCUCCACCGAAGAACCGGCCAGAAGAUCGUCAAAGAGGUCCUGAAAAAGGCUCAUAACAUCCGUUAUGAAUGCCUUCGCCUCUGUGAAGCUUUAGGUCAUUUCCAGCACAAUUGCGUGAGUUUUAAUAUUCAUUUUUACUUGAAAUGAAAGAAAUACUCGAUUUGACCAAAUUCUUUAUUUUUUUUUCAUUGAACAUUUAAUGCAUUUUUUUCUAAUAUUAAAUCACAUAUUCUAUAGAAAUUCGACAUGAUAUACGCUUUGAUGGUCAAGGAGAUCAAGUACAACGUCGGCUGUCUCCAAUACGCUGUGGGACAAGUCCCUGACUUCGAGAAACUUCUUCGAGAAAUCAGGUUUUGA